Messenger RNA from Penaeus monodon (black tiger shrimp), 1172 nucleotides. RefSeq names its product inhibitory POU protein-like (gene acj6). Gene Ontology annotation, biological process: regulation of transcription by RNA polymerase II. NCBI's taxonomy places the organism in Eukaryota, Metazoa, Arthropoda, Malacostraca, Decapoda, Penaeidae. The record is from RefSeq and is a predicted model, not a curated record. Gene Ontology annotation, molecular function: RNA polymerase II cis-regulatory region sequence-specific DNA binding; DNA-binding transcription factor activity, RNA polymerase II-specific.
AUGAACUUAGUGCUAGGGUCAGGGGGUCGCCGCCAUUCCACGUUAUAUACAGAUACGUUCAUUGUCCUUAAUGUAAGGUUGAAUCUGGAAGCUGCAGGGCCUUUAUGGAGACUUUGCAAACGCCCCUCGUCCGUUUCCUUGCAGGAGGACUAUAAACCCCUCCCUCUGGCGCCGCAGACACAACUCUUCAGCGCUGGCCUCGACGACGGCCUCCUCAGCCGCGCCGAAGCCCUAGCCGCAGUCGACAUCUCGAAGCACGGACACGGACAACCGCCUGGCACCCUACCGCAGUUGAAACAUGACAUGAUGUACCAUCCCGGCAUGGCGACCACUCCGCAUACUCCGCCGAUCUCCAGGACGAAUCAGAUGGGUCACCACAGCAUGGACGGACUCGAGAUGAUCGACCCUAUCUCCUCCUCAUCCAUGACGACCCUUACGCCUAUGAGCGACGGGAGUUCCAUGCACCAGCUUCAUGGCGCUGUCUACACCCACAGUCCCAUGAAUACAAUGAUGCCUCAUCCAGGUCUUACUCAUCCGCAUAUGCCUCUUGGUAUGAGCAAGAAUAGCAACAGCAAAUGCAUGCACGACACAGACACGGACCCUCGGGAGCUGGAGGCCUUCGCCGAGCGGUUCAAACAGCGGCGCAUAAAGCUCGGGGUUACCCAAGCGGACGUCGGGAAAGCGCUCGCCAAUCUCAAGCUGCCGGGGGUGGGGGCGCUCUCGCAGUCCACCAUCUGCAGGUUCGAAUCGCUGACGCUGUCGCACAACAACAUGAUCGCGCUGAAGCCCGUGUUGCAAGCGUGGUUGGAGGAAGCCGAAGCCCAGGCCAAGAACAAGCGGCGGGAUCCGGACGCGCCCUCUGUCCUCCCAAUGGGCGAGAAGCGUAAACGGACGUCGAUCGCCGCCCCUGAGAAGCGGUCGCUGGAGGCCUACUUCGCGGUGCAGCCCCGCCCGUCCGGGGAGAAGAUCGCCGCCAUCGCCGAGAAGCUGGACCUGAAGAAGAACGUGGUCCGCGUGUGGUUCUGCAACCAGCGCCAGAAGCAGAAGCGGAUGAAGUUCGCCGCCACGCAGAAGCAGAUGGCCAGCGGCAACGUGCACACCUCCAUGGGCUCCAUGAUGACGUCCCCGAUGCCGCCGCACACGCCUGUUCCGUAGUGGAUGGCCUCCCCUGG